CGUGCGCUUUACUUGACCCCCCUCUCAACGUCGCUGCUUCUCUUCCUCAGCUCCACCAGGCGAGGGGUUGAGUACCACAAACGUCUUUCUCCACCGAUCAGGGACCGUUGCCGCAGCCAUGGGCAAAGGCGACCCGAACAAGCCCCGGGGCAAGAUGUCCUCGUACGCUUAUUUCGUGCAAACGUGCCGCGAGGAGCAUAAGAAGAAGCACCCGGACACUUCGGUCAACUUUUCCGAGUUCUCCAAGAAAUGCUCCGAGAAAUGGCGGACAAUGUCAGCAAAAGAAAAAGGCAAGUUUGAAGAAAUGGCAAAGGGUGACAAAGUUCGUUAUGAUAGGGAGAUGAAAACUUAUAUUCCUCCUAAAGGGGAGAAGAAGAAGAAAAAGGACCCCAAUGCCCCCAAAAGACCACCAUCUGCUUUCUUCCUGUUUUGUUCUGAGCACCGCCCAAAGAUAAAAAGCGACCACCCAGGUUUGUCUAUUGGUGAUACAGCAAAGAAACUAGGCGAAAUGUGGUCUGAGCAAACAGCAAAAGACAAACAGCCCUUUGAGCAGAAGGCAGCAAAACUAAAGGAGAAGUAUGAGAAGGAUGUUGCAGCAUAUCGUGCCAAGGGGAAGGGCGAUGCAGGAAAGAAAGGUCCAGGUAGGCCAGCAGGCUCCAAGAAGAAAGUAGAACCUGAAGAAGAUGAUGAUGAGGAAGAAGACGAAGAAGAGGAGGAAGAUGAGGAGGAGGAGGAAGAUGAAGAUGAAGAGUGAAGUUAUAAAGUUGCUGUAAAGAUUUUGUGCUCAAAAGUCAAUGAUUUUGCUAAGAAUGUGAAGUCGAGUGCAGCUCAUUGUUAGCUUCAGUAUAAAAACUGUACAGAAUUGUGUAUAGGUAAUGUGAUUGUAGGGAGACCUGUAUUCUAAUGUAAGUAGUAGCUGAAUGCCACUACUGUUAGAUUUUAAAAAGCUGAUAUUGUCAAAUGUUCAGGCAUAUUUAAUGGUUCUUUGGAUUCAGUGACAGCUUGAUUUUGAGCAGAGUUAAAAAAAUGGUAGUAAAAUUGGUAGUCAACCUUGUCUUGCAUACUAUUGCAUUGUAUUACUUUUUUAACAAUUUUGUAAUAAAAUGAUGUACAUUAUUCUUGUUA
This is a messenger RNA of Lacerta agilis (Sand lizard), 1125 nucleotides long. It is a transcript of the gene HMGB2, whose product is annotated as high mobility group box 2. The record is from RefSeq and is a predicted model, not a curated record. Lineage: Eukaryota; Metazoa; Chordata; Lepidosauria; Squamata; Lacertidae. The coding region runs from base 119 to 754 and encodes 211 amino acids. Gene Ontology annotation, biological process: regulation of transcription by RNA polymerase II. Gene Ontology annotation, molecular function: DNA binding, bending. The transcript is spliced from 5 exons.